AUGGAACGUUGGAUAGGUCGUGUAGCUUUGGUUACUGGAGCUAGUAGUGGUAUAGGAGCAGCUAUAACUGUAACACUAGCACAGAAAGGAAUGAUAGUGAUUGGAGUGGCUAGAAAUAAAAGACAAAGUAGAGAGAGAGUAGAUGAUGGACACAUUAUUAUUCUCAAUAGUGUCGCAGGACAUAAAGUGAUCCAAGCAGCAUCAAUUCAUUUCUACUGCGCCA
Messenger RNA from Gigantopelta aegis, 223 nucleotides. Its product is annotated as farnesol dehydrogenase-like. The record is from RefSeq and is a predicted model, not a curated record. Lineage: Eukaryota; Metazoa; Mollusca; Gastropoda; Neomphalida; Peltospiridae. The transcript is spliced from 3 exons. The annotation marks the transcript as partial.